AUGAGUUUUUUUUGUUAUGGAUCAGAUGUUGGUAAUUCUAGUUUAGCAUAUCCGUAUGGAGUCAACUUUGCAUCUGCAGGAGCUGGUGCUCUGUUGGAAACUCACCAAGGGCGAUCGGUGAUUGAUGUUAAAAGUCAGAUUAUUAAUUUCAAGAACGUGAUCGACGAAAUUUCUGAGGGAGAAACGGGGUGA
This is a messenger RNA of Prunus armeniaca (apricot), 192 nucleotides long. Lineage: Eukaryota; Viridiplantae; Streptophyta; Magnoliopsida; Rosales; Rosaceae. The record is from the annotation of a GenBank genome assembly.